ACCUUCUUCUCUAACACUCUUACGCAGUCUUUUUCAGUUUUCCCAGUUUCAGAGAGAGAGAGAGAGAGAGAGAGAGCAUGCCGAAACAGAAAUAAAGUUUUUACCAGCCAUGGCUUCUCCUUCGCCUCACAUCUCCAAGAUCUGUAACUCCCUCUUAAAACCACCAGCCCUUAUCGGCGGCAACCACACCUCCUCCCGAUUCUGCUCCCGCUAAACCAAAACCCCCAAUACGAUUUCUUUAAAUUUAUACAAAUUCAAUUUAUUUUUAGAUUUCGAUUCCGAAAACAGAUAGAAAAAUAUUCUUUUUUUGUUUUCCAAUUUUUUGUAGAGAAAAAGGUUUAUCUUUUGCAGAGAUGGAACCCGGUGCCGCCGCAGCAGGAAAGCCAGGCCUACUGAAGAACGUUUUUGUACGGUUGUUUUUGUUCGGCGUUUUGAUCGUGCUCUGUCGCUUCGCCUACGUCGUCACCGUCACCGGCGAGUCGUGCGAGCUCGGGGACUUCUGCUUCUUCUCUCUCCCGGAAAAUCUCAACUUCGUUAUAGCGAAUACUGGCGGUACGGCCAUCGCUGUAAGAAAUGAAGCCGUUCCGUCGAUUUUGGCGGGGUCCACGAAGCCCGAUCUCUACACUAGCAAGGACUGGAUCAAGGCCGUCCAUUUCUACUCCGCCGUGUUCCAGGAUCUCAUGUCUCAGGGCUUCCUCUCCCGGAAAGCCAAGUCGCUCUGCGUCGAGACCCCCGCCGGGCACGACGUCUACGCCCUGAGAGAGUCCGGCGUCAAGGGCGCGGUCGGUGUUUUCAAGAAAGCGUCGAGGCCUUUGGUAAUUCCCGGCGAAGCGCACCGUUUGCCGUUCGCUGACAACAGCUUUGACUUUGUUUUCUCCGCCGGCGGACGGCUCGAGAAGUCACCAAAGCCGGCGGAUUUCGCCGCUGAGAUCGUGCGGACGCUGAAGCCCGAAGGGUUUGCGGUGGUCCACGUCGGCGCUAGAGACACUUACAGCUUCCAUUCGUUUAUUGAAUUGUUCAAUUGCAGCAAGCUCGUGACUUCGCGCGACAUCGACGGCUUCGAUUCAUCGAUGCCGAAGAUUCGCGAGAUGGUUUUGAGGAAGGAUUGCGGCGAGAGUGAGGGUUUCGGUCACAGGGUCGAGAACCCUGGUGGCAGUGCUGGUAAUAAGUGCUCAGUUCCUGGGCAUAAGAUGGAGCUCAUCAGAAAGGCCGAGCCUUUGAUUGAAAUAGAGCCGUUGAAGCCGUGGAUUACUCUGAAGAAGAACAUACAGAACGUGAAGUACCUCCCAACAAUGGCGGAUAUAAGCUUCAAGAAGCGGUAUGCUUACGUGGAUGUCGGAGCUCGGAGCUAUGGCUCCAGCAUUGGCAGCUGGUUCAAGAAGCAGUACCCGAAACAGAACAAGACUUUCGAAGUUUUCGCCAUUGAAGCCGAUAAGACUUUUCAUGACCAGUACAAGUUGAAGAAGGGGGUCACAUUGCUGCCUUACGCAGCUUGGGUGAGGAACGAGACAUUGUCCUUCGAGAUCAAUGGCGACCCGGGUGAGAAGGUGAAGGAUAAAGGCAGAGGAAUGGGGAGGAUCCAGCCGGCGAAUCCAUCCAAUGGCGGGUUUAACGGAGAGGUGGAUCGGAUUCAGGGGUUUGAUUUCGCAAAUUGGUUGAAGAACACCUUUUCGGAAAAGGAUUUUGUGGUGAUGAAGAUGGAUGUGGAAGGGACGGAAUUUGAUUUGAUUCCGAGGCUUUUCGAGACAGGGGCAAUCUGUUUGAUCGACGAGGUUUUUCUCGAGUGCCAUUACAAUCGGUGGCAGAGGUGUUGCCCCGGCGAGAGGAGUUCGAAGUAUGAGAAGAGUUACGGUCAGUGUUUGGACCUGUUUGCUUCACUGAGACAAAGUGGAGUUCUUGUUCAUCAAUGGUGGUAACAUUGUUGCAGGUUCUUUGAUUCUAGCAGGCUUUUUCUUUCUUUUUUGUAAUUUUGUUUUGCAAAGGAAAAAGGAAUAACUUUAGAAUU
Messenger RNA from Pyrus x bretschneideri (Chinese white pear), 2005 nucleotides. RefSeq lists its product as uncharacterized. NCBI's taxonomy places the organism in Eukaryota, Viridiplantae, Streptophyta, Magnoliopsida, Rosales, Rosaceae. The transcript has a single exon. The coding region runs from base 354 to 1916 and encodes 520 amino acids. Gene Ontology annotation, molecular function: S-adenosylmethionine-dependent methyltransferase activity. The record is from RefSeq and is a predicted model, not a curated record.